Molecule: messenger RNA, 2049 nt
Organism: Haliotis rufescens (red abalone)
Lineage: Eukaryota; Metazoa; Mollusca; Gastropoda; Lepetellida; Haliotidae
Exons: 2
Coding region: 125-1489 (454 amino acids)
Source: RefSeq, a predicted model, not a curated record
GAAUACUUCCGGAAGAAGAGUCAUGCCUUCAGUGGAAGUGAAACUUGUUACACGAAACAUUUUAGUGUUACCUUGACUCAUGUUUCAAACCUCUACUAGAAUGUAGAACUGUGAAAGGUUGAUAAUGUAUCCAUUCAGACACCAGAGAACACCUCCCUCUGUCUAUAUCCAGGGCGACUAUGGGCCUUACAACAAGAGGGAGCUUGAGGCGGCCAGGGCUGAGUUAAUAAGGGAUGUGUAUUCAAUGCCUGGUGCCAUUUUGGACAGAGUGAGGACAAAGUGUGGAAUCAAUCCGAAUUCAUUUGGUGUGUUCAGUGGUUGUGAGCCACAUCCAAGAACAUAUGUGUCUUAUGAAUCCCAAUCCUGUGCCUUGGUUGCUGAGGGAGGCUGGCCAAGCAUCAUUAGGGAGAAUCGAGUUGUUCAAAAUGGUGAUAACAGGGAUGAAAAUGAAAGUCACUCCAGUAAUAGAAGUACACCAACUGGGAGUAUGGACUCGCAAAGAAACACAUCUUAUGUUGAUGAAAUGCCAUCAACAUCAGGAAGUGGAAAACGAAAAGUGGACAUGGUGGAAGGUGAUGAUGAAUUGUUUGAUUUGGAAAGUUUUAAGAAAUUGAAAAAAUGUGAUGACCUUGAUGAAAGUAGUGACGAUGAAGAAAUUGAAGUUUCAGAUACAUGUGACUUUGAUAGCGAUGAAGAUUGUGUUGUAGGCUUUAAAUGUGAUCUGUGCAGAUUCACGUCCACUGAUGCUGGAUUUAUGCGAAGUCACUUAAAGGACAAUCUGCACUUCUCUGCCAGUGAAUAUGAAGGCGUCGUACAAAAUCAAGCCUUCUUGCCAAGGGGGCUUUUGAAACCAAUGACCCACACUUAUGAAGAUGGUAAAUUUCGAAACCUCAUUCCAAUGUGUAGAGCAUGCAAAGAAAUGUUUAUUGACAUCCAUUCAUGCUACAGUCACUCCCAAAAGAUUCACAAGAUGGACAAGCCUCUUUACGGUCUGGGGGUGGUGAGAGCUUUCAAAACGGUCACUUUCUAUCUUCCUCCUCAGUGUCCAGUAUGUGGAAUGGUUUUCAAUGAGCCUUCCCACCUAUAUAACCAUUGCAGAUCAUCUGGACAUGUCCUCUACAAGCCACCAGAAGCCAAUCAGAGAGUGCUGCUCAUUUGCUUUUAUUGCAAACCCCAAUCGAUGUUCACAGACUUUCACAAAUGCCAGGAUCAUCUGUUAUACAAACACGGUACAGGGAAGCAGAGAGUUGCAAUGAAGGUUCUCUAUGUGGAAAUGCCAACUGAGGUAGAGGAGAUGUUACCGAAAGCUGAUAGAAACAGUGGGCUUCCAGCGUGCCCUGGUGUGCCCCUUGGAAAGAAAAAGAAAAAGAAGAAAUCAAAACGCUCCAGAGGAAAAAAUCCUCAAAAUAAUAGGUCUGGGAAGGGUGGCGGAAAGUUUCCAUUCAAGGGGCGUAGGGUAUUUAAUUAUGACCAUAGAUCGACCAAGUGAGAUCAAUUUGUGUGAGCUGAAUUUGUAUGAUUGUGAUGAAAAGCUUGUUUUUACAAAAGGACUUAACAUGCUUAAGCUUGCAGUUGCAAAACAGGUAACAAUUUGCAAGCCUCGACAAUGGAUGUGAGGGAAUGUCUCUAUUCAAGUUACAUAAUCUUAAGAUAGUCUGUAUCUGUGUAUUGUGUAUUGUCUGCAUUCAUAGCUGGGUUUUAGGGCUUCACCUGUUGUAGAAUGAGUAGAAGUAAAGGAUCCUGGGGGUGUGGAUAGCUCAGUUGUCUAAGGUGCUGCAAUUCUCUGUGCUGACUUGCAUCAGGGGAAUGACCAUUUUUAGUCUACUAGUCCUUAUAAUGAUAACAUAUAGCAAAACCCUUAAAAAGGGCAAAUUUCUACUAGUCCUUAUGAUACCUUAACAGUUGGGCAGUUUGAUAACACACACAUGAAAUACUGUUCAAAGUGGCAUUAAACCAACCUCACUCACUCACUCAUUCUUCUUACUCCUGUUGACCCAUGAAGAUCUGGGGUAGAAUAGGUCUUUAGCAACCCAUGCUUGCCGUAAAAGG